UUGUCUGCGAAUUCGGUAACGGCGAGUUGACAGGAUACGCCCCUAUAUAUCGUCGCUCUCUCCAUUCCGUCGUAUCGACGCUCCGGCGAUGGAGCAACCUCCUCUGGGAUGGCGGCACGGCCGCGGCCAAGAGCUCCGUGAUGCUCUCAAGGUCAUGGCCUGCGGUCUCAUGAUUGGGUCUGGCAUUCUCUUCCCGUUGGCCAGCAUCCAAGGCCUCUGGUUUCGAGCCAUUACGCUUUCAAUAUUCAUCCUCAGCACGGUGUGCUUCCACGUACUCCAUUCCAAGCCCUUCAGGAGAUUCGGCUCGUUCACUUGCGCCGUCGCCCUCAUCAUCCUGCUUGGCGCCGUCCUGUCGGCCGGAUCCUCGAGGAACGAGCUCAUUCCUUGGCUGCCGGUGUUCAUUGCCUCCUUGAGCCUCAUCAUGGCCGCUGCGCACGAGUUGGCACUGCGUAUCCGGCCGCACCCACCGUCCUUCGCUGCCAUGGAUGAGUUUUCAGGAGUGUCUAUUGAUUCCUGGAGUGCGCGCUCCGCCAUUGACACCUGGAGCGAGCGCUCCGCCGGGACUCCCCCUGCCCUGCGGGAACCACCGCCCUUGCAUGAAUCCAACCGGCUCAACUCCCUCUACUUCGAUCUACACGGGCCGCCGUCGAGGGCUUCCCACCGGACUGGCACUCAUACCACUGAGAUUUCUCUGGCCAGCGUCGCGGCCCAAUGCCGCCCGCAUUGGGACGCCCAGACACAGAGUUUUUUCCGUGUGCCGGAUGGUUCUCUGCCCGAGGAUGAUGAUGUGCCGGAUGCCAUGGAGGAGCCACACGCCGGGAACACUAGCCGAGGAGAUGACCACGAACCAGACGUGGAGUCGGACCAGGAGUCCGCGGAGCCAAGCCAUCCUCUGCUCGGGCCGCACUGAUGUUGAUGCCCGGAGCAUGUUUGAUGAUGAUGUGUGUCUGGUGAUGAAAGAGGCGCGCACCUUCAUCCAACAUGGGGGUUGUCACCUCGGC
Thermothielavioides terrestris NRRL 8126 is the source of this 1001-nucleotide messenger RNA. RefSeq lists its product as uncharacterized. The record is from RefSeq and is a predicted model, not a curated record. The transcript has 3 exons. The coding region runs from base 89 to 910 and encodes 273 amino acids. Lineage: Eukaryota; Fungi; Ascomycota; Sordariomycetes; Sordariales; Chaetomiaceae.